This is a messenger RNA of Osmerus eperlanus (European smelt), 1551 nucleotides long. RefSeq names its product photoreceptor-specific nuclear receptor-like. NCBI's taxonomy places the organism in Eukaryota, Metazoa, Chordata, Actinopteri, Osmeriformes, Osmeridae. The record is from RefSeq and is a predicted model, not a curated record. Gene Ontology annotation, biological process: cell differentiation; anatomical structure development; positive regulation of transcription by RNA polymerase II. The coding region runs from base 1 to 1212 and encodes 403 amino acids. Gene Ontology annotation, molecular function: nuclear receptor activity; zinc ion binding; RNA polymerase II cis-regulatory region sequence-specific DNA binding. The transcript has 8 exons.
AUGAGAUUGUGCUUUGUGUCUACAGCAAGAAGCCCACUUCCAAGGAAAGGCCUGGGCCUAGGCCUGUUGUGUAAAGUAUGUUCUGACACAAGCAGUGGGAAACACUACGGAAUCUAUGCCUGCAACGGCUGCAGUGGCUUUUUCAAGCGGAGUGUCAGACGAAGGCUCAUCUACAGGUGUCAAGCAGGCACAGGCAUGUGCCCUGUCGACAGGGCCCAUCGCAACCAGUGUCAAGCAUGUCGACUGAAGAGAUGCCUCCAAGCUGGCAUGAACAAAGAUGCCGUGCAGAACGAGAGGCAGCCCCGCAGCAUGGCCCAGGUGCAGCCGGACACCAUGGAUAUGGACGCAGAUACGGAGCACCUGGCCACCACGCGGUUGCCCACCCCUUCCUCCACCUUCUCUGUCAUCAGCAGACAGCCCGUCAGUUCCUCGGUCACGCCCCCAGCCCCGGCCCAGCACUGCCGCGGCAGCCCCAAGAACAGUCACCGCUUCAUGGUCAGCCUGAUGACUGCGGAGACCUGUGCUAAACUAGAACCAGAGGACGUGGAUGAGAAUAUUGACGUGACGAGUGACGAACCAGAGAGGGAGAGAACUCCCUCCGACUGUCACUCAUCUCCUUACAACUCCAGCGGCUCUGAGAGUGUGUAUGAGACAUCAGCACGCCUGCUCUUCAUGUCAGUCAAGUGGGCAAAGAACCUGCCUGUCUUCUCUCACCUACCAUUCAGAGACCAGGUGAUUCUGCUGGAAGAGGCCUGGAGUGAGCUCUUUCUCCUGUGUGCCAUCCAGUGGUCUCUGCCCCUGGACAGGUGCCCUCUGCUCUCCCUGCCAGACCUUUCCCCCACACAGCAAUCCAAGGGCAGCCUCCCCACAGGCAACUUGAGAGUCCUGGAGGAAGUCUUCAACCGCUUCAAGGCUCUAGCUGUAGACCCUACUGAGUUUGCCUGCCUUAAGGCUGUUGUACUGUUCAAACCAGACACCCGUGGUCUCAAAGAUCCUGAGCAGGUGGAGAAUCUUCAGGAUCAGUCUCAGGUGAUGCUUGGUCAGCAUAUUCACUCUCUGUACCCCAGCCAGAGUGCCAGGUUUGGGAAACUUCUUCUUCUUCUGCCCUCCCUACACUUCGUGAGCUCGGAAAGGAUAGAACAGCUGUUCUUCCACAAGACCAUCGGGAACACACCCAUGGAGAAGCUACUGUGUGAUAUGUUCAAAAACUGAAGAGAGUUAAUCCAGUAAGCAAAGGAUGAUAGAAAACGAAAUUCUAUAUUUUUUCCAUUCUUUCCUUGCCUAUUCUUUGUCCAUCAUUCCCAGAAGCAUAGAGUGUAGGUAAUGCACUGUGUACGUUUACUGUUGACAACUCUGAAGGGCAUUUGUUCUUGGUAAUCUUUUCAUAAAUGUAUGUAUUUAUACAAAAAAUAAUAAAUGGUUGCAUUUGAUAACAGUGCAUUUAAGCCCCUGGGGGGCUAUUUACCCCAAUAGUAGUUCACAAUUGUAGAUUUUAUGGGGGCCAGUUGCCCCCAACACACUCAACAUGGUACUACUUUAUUAAAAAUAUAU